Messenger RNA from Anopheles marshallii, 717 nucleotides. RefSeq lists its product as uncharacterized. The record is from RefSeq and is a predicted model, not a curated record. Bases 1 to 717 code for a protein of 238 amino acids. The transcript is spliced from 2 exons. NCBI's taxonomy places the organism in Eukaryota, Metazoa, Arthropoda, Insecta, Diptera, Culicidae.
AUGAAGUCGUUUGUGGUGUUUGCCGCGGUCAUGUUGGCCACCGUUUCCGCUGCUCCGUAUCAGUUGAUUCUGCUGGAUGAGACGGAUCUUCCGAUUGCCCCGAUCCGUGUGGUCCGCUCGGCAUCGGACGGUGGGCUGAGCGGCAGUGCGGCCAACGCCGGUGCCCAGUCGUUCAACACGGGUGGCUUCGGAGGGUUCCCCGGAGGGUUCGGAGGCCUUUCCGGUUCGGCAGCUAACGCCGGUGCCCAGUCCUUCACCAUGGGUGGUGGCGGCGGACACGGAGGAUUCCCCGGAUUUGGUGGACUGUCCGGUUCGGCGGCCAACGCCGGUAGCCAAUCGUUCACGCAGGGUGGCGGUCAUGGAGGAUUCGGUGGACUGUCCGGUUCGGCGGCCAAUGCCGGUAGCCAAUCAUUCACGCAGGGUGGCGGUCAUGGAGGAUUCGGUGGUCUGGCCGGUUCGGCGGCCAACGCCGGUACCCAAUCGUUCACGCAGGGUGGUGGCCACGGUGGGUUCGGUGGAUCGGCUGCCAACGCCGGUGCUCAAUCGUUCACGCAGGGCGGUGGCGGUGGACACGGUGGAUUCCCGGGCCUCGGUUUCUCGGGAUCUGCUGCUAACGCUGCCUCGCAAACCUUCACCCAAGGCGGUGGCCAUGGAGGAUUCGGUGGACUAUCCGGAUCGGCGGCUAACGCUGGCGCUCAAUCGAUCGUGGCUCACUAG